UUGAAAUUAAUAAGUUGACAACGCUGCUUCAUUAUAUAUUAUAUAUUUUUUCACAGACCCCAACUAAUAUACAGUAAUUUGUGUUUACUAUUUCUUAUAAAAAAAUCUUGUAGCAAAAUUUAUUCAGAGCUUGAACAGAAAAGAACCAAGAAAUAUAGAAAUUUAUGAAUAAUAUCGAGUGAUUUUGUGAAGAAAAAACUUUAUAAUUUCAACAAAUAAAACUAAAACCAUAAACCAAUAGCGAAAAUGACAAUUAUCACGAAACCCUCUAUAGAAAAGGCUUUCAAAUUACCUUUGCCCUUGGGUUUGGGUGGAUUUGGAAAAGAUCAUUUGGAGAAAUCUUUAUUGGGGCCAAAAGCUUAUCUCCCCCAUAAUGGUGGUGAUGUUGAGUCUGUACACUACACUCAUCCACCUGCCUUCAAUUGCAUCAAAAAUGGUUUAACUAUACUACUCAUCUUUAUAACGAUUCUAUUGGGCAUGUUUGGUGGCUAUUUCAUUUAUCGCUCCUUCGGCACCACAGACAAUCCAACCAAAUUUCAUUAUCGUACAUUUUGUGAUGUUCCCUAUGAGUUGACUAGCAAUCUAACGGUGCCACGUUUCUAUCCACAACCCGAUGAAUUCGAUUUAAAUUUCAAUUGGUUAUUGCCACGUUUAACGGGCAAAAGUUUCGAUAGUAACCUCAACAAUGACGAUGAUUUCUUCCGCGAAGAAAUCGAAAUGGAUAUAAGUGACGAUGAGAGUUAUACAAAAAUCGAUGUACCUGAUUUUAAAGAUGGCCGCCAUGGACGUUUUAUGCAUGAUUUUAAAGAGAAUCAAUCGGCUAUUAUUGAUACCACCGCAAAUCGUUGUUUCAUAAUGCCAUUGGAUCGUAAUACCACUUUGCCGCCCAAAAGUUUUAUCGAUUUAAUGGAGAAAAUGAGCUCGGGUUAUUAUAAUAUUGAUACUGAUCGCGUUAGGCGUAACAUGAGAGUGGUUAUGCCCCCCAUAAGCGAUUUGACACUUAUAUCGGAACGUAUUGCCAAUGAGUGCUAUGACAUGAAGGUGUAUAUGCUGGAGAAUUAUGUAUCAGGAGUGUUUAAACGUGAUGCCAAACCCUUAGCUGAUCAGGGUAAAUUUGCCGAAUAUUCGGGCAAAGGUAUUGUUGAAUUUGAUAUUGUUAAUAUUGGUGAAAUCGAAGAGUAUGAAAAACAACAUUUAAAAUAAAAUUUCUAACCCUAAGUUCUGCUUAAUAUUACAAAUAUUAAAUUACAAAAAAAAACAGAACAUAAACAAUUGAAACAAAAAACAAAACUUGAUUUGUAAUUUUAACUAAAUGAAACAAAUGAUCUCGCCUGUAGCGAGUAUCUUUUUCAAAACUUUUUUUUUAGUAGUGAGUAGUUUUUUUGAUUGUAUAAUCAUACUGUAUUAUCUGCUAAAUUUAAAAUAAAAUACAAAACAAAACAUUAUUAUUAUUAGAGAAAUAAAUGCUACUAAAACGAAACGAAAAAUAUGAUUAAAUUUAGCAAUAAUAAGAGAAAAUAUAAAAUUAAUUGGAUUAAAGGAUUUUUUUAAAAGAUAAUGUUGUUGUGGUUUAAAAAAAAAGAAAUAUAACAUUAUAAUUUUAAUUUUUAAAAGGUGCAAAUGAUUACUGUAAACACUUAUAAUUGUAUAAAAUUCAAAAUUUUAAACAUGGCUAUUUACCAAGCAAUAUUUUCAUAAUUUAAACACACAUUCCCUUUUCUCUAAGCUUAAACAACAUAAUUUCCCCAUAUUUUUAAAGCAAUGAAAUUAUACCUACAGGUACCUUUAUUAAAGUAAAUUUAAAAAAAAAAA
Messenger RNA from Lucilia sericata (common green bottle fly), 1812 nucleotides. RefSeq lists its product as uncharacterized. The transcript has 4 exons. Gene Ontology annotation, biological process: negative regulation of amyloid precursor protein biosynthetic process. Bases 247 to 1203 code for a protein of 318 amino acids. Gene Ontology annotation, molecular function: amyloid-beta binding. NCBI's taxonomy places the organism in Eukaryota, Metazoa, Arthropoda, Insecta, Diptera, Calliphoridae. The record is from RefSeq and is a predicted model, not a curated record. Gene Ontology annotation, cellular component: extracellular exosome; Golgi apparatus; plasma membrane.